UCUGUAUCGGGUGUAGUUCAUCUGCAGAAGGUUUUCGCCUUACGCUCUGCGGUUCUGUAGGUGCUAGACGACCCCUCGCUGCGGUUGAAGACAGGCCCACAGAGGGCAGCUACUUUGUUAAAAGAAAACUGUUAGAAUGCAGUCCUGGGGCCCGGUCUUGUUCGUUGCAACUUUCAGUGUCUUCCGGUUGACCGAAGGGCGGGAAGGAAGAGUAAUAUUCAUGAACACUGACCAGAGCGUUGACAUCGCGCUUCAAGUUAUUGUGCCGUUCGGCGUCGCCUUGCCGAUGGUGAAGAAGGAAGGUCGUGAGGGACGUCGCGAGAGAACAGAAGACAAGAUUCCUGAUCAUGAACAUCCGGUAUAUGGCAUCCGGCUAGCCAGGCUCGACUUCUACUUCAAUCAAUUGGAGAUCGAUAGCGAAAUCUGUCGUCGAAAAUUUCUGUGCGAGUUGGCUGAAAAUCCUGAAGAUUUUUCUCCGUUAUCCGAUAUAUUCUUUAAACAACUUGACAGACUAUGGUUCCCGGAAGAUGAAGGCGGUCGCUACUCACAGUACGUCAUAGCGGCGCAACACGGAGUCAUGUCAGCAGAGAAUGAUACUCAGACCGGAAGCUGUGAACACCACUUCUCUUCCUGUCGUUCCGAAGCAAGAAAGAUAUUUGACAUGGACGCUAUCAAUUUCUGGAAAUUUCUGGGUUCAGCCUUUAACUUCAGAAUCAGCGAGUGAACAAAGAUUCUUCAAGUUCAGAACAUUUGCAAUAAAAUGUUUUAGUAAAACGUG
This is a messenger RNA of Zootermopsis nevadensis, 778 nucleotides long. RefSeq lists its product as uncharacterized. The record is from RefSeq and is a predicted model, not a curated record. NCBI's taxonomy places the organism in Eukaryota, Metazoa, Arthropoda, Insecta, Blattodea, Termopsidae.